Messenger RNA from Miscanthus lutarioriparius, 1083 nucleotides. The record is from the annotation of a GenBank genome assembly. NCBI's taxonomy places the organism in Eukaryota, Viridiplantae, Streptophyta, Magnoliopsida, Poales, Poaceae.
AUGGGGGAGGAGACCUCGCAGGCAAAUGGCUCAACGACGUCGACGUCGCUGAGACGGAAAGCAGCCGAGGUGAUCGCCACCUCCCUGGAGACGUACAGGAGCAAGCCGUUCUCCUUCUGGCUACUCCUGUUCCUGAGCAGCGGCGCCAUGCUCACCGCGUUCCCGGCGUCGAGCCUCCUGUCGCGGCUCUACUACAACGACGGGGGGCAGAGCAAGUGGAUCCUGUCGUGGGCGGCCGUCGCCGGCUGGCCCCUGCCCGCGCUGCUCCUGCUGCCGCUCUACGCCCUCGGCAAGGCGUCGCUGACGCCGCUGUCGCUGGCGCUGUGCUUCUGGUACGCGCUCCUCGGCUUCCUCAGCGCCGCCGACAACCUCAUGUACGCGUGGGCGUACGCGUACCUCCCUGCGUCCACGGCCUCGCUCGUCGCCGCGUCGUCGCUCGCGUUCUCCGCGCUCUUCGGCCGUGCCAUCGCCAAGAACACGCUCAACAUGUCGUCGCUCAACGCCGUCGUCGUGAUCACCGCGGGCGUGGUGAUCGUCGCGCUGGACUCCGGGUCCGACAGGCCCCCCGGCGUCAUGCCGCGCCAGUACGCGCUCGGCUUCGUCCUGGACGUGCUCGGGUCGGCGCUCCACGGCCUCAUCUUCGCGCUCUCGGAGCUCGUCUUCGCCAGGGUCCUCGGCAGGCGCUCCUUCCACGUGGUGCUGGAGCAGCAGGCGGCCGUGUCGCUCUGCGCGUUCGCCUUCACCUCCGCGGGUCUCGCCGUCGCCGAGGGCUUCCCGGCGAUGCGGCGCGAGGCGGCACGGUUUGCGCACGGUGGCGAGGCCGCGUACGCGAACGUGAUGGUGUGGACGGCGGUCACGUUCCAGCUGGGCGUCCUCGGCGGCACCGGCGUGCUGUUCCUGGCGUCCACCGUCCUCGCCGGCGUGCUGAACGCUGUCAGGGUGCCCUUCACGAGCAUCGCCGCGGUGAUCUGGUUCCAUGACCCCAUGAGCGGGUUCAAGAUCUUGGCUCUGGUCAUCACCGUGUGGGGGUUCGCGUCCUACAUGGUUGGGCACUCCUCUGUUAGAAAAACGUCAGCAAGUUGA